CGAGAUCUCCCCGAGAUUGCUGACCUGGCCCUGUUGCUUGAAGUCGAACAGCUCGUCGAAACUGAACCGUAAGCUCUUCGCCCCUGUGCACUCCCACCACGUAGACAUCCGAAGAAAAGCGUCUCAGCCCCUGGCUCUAAAGAAAGCUCUCGCGAGUCCCCACAAAAUCCAUCAACAUGCCGAUCAAUCUCGCAGAGGCAUCCAAACUCAACCGCCCAUACACGGAAGCGGACCCAAACAACUACUCGUCGUACCAACGGGAGUUGUAUAGCUCGUUGCGAGCACCCAUUUUCUCGACCAAGCCGUCAGAAUGGGAGUCGUUGGCUCGUGCCAAAGUACCGGCGCCCAAUUUUGGGUAUGUGUUUGGUGCGGCUAGCAGCGGAAAGACACAUGCGGCCAAUUUGUCCGCGUUUGAUCGAUACCGACUACGACCAUCGAUGCUGGUGAAUGCGACGCUUCGAGACGUAAGCGUCGACUUAUUCGGGAAACGAUUUCCCAGUCCAUUGCUGGUGGCUCCCGUUGGGGUGCAGAACAUCAUGCACCGUGAUGCCGAGGAGGCGACGGCCAAGGCGGCGCGCAAGCUGAACAUACCCUAUAUCUUAUCUUCAGCAUCGACCCGUACAAUUGAGCAGGUGGCAGCAGCGAAUGGCGAGGGAGGCGACAGGUGGUAUCAACUGUACUGGCCACGACCGCAAUACGAGGAUGUCACGGCCAGUCUCCUCGCCCGUGCAAAGGAGAAUGGGUACACCGUUCUGGUCGUGACCUUGGACACCUUCAGCCUGGCCUGGCGACCGACGGAUCUCGAUACGAGCUAUUUGCCCUUCAUCUGGGGCGAUGGAUGCCAGAUUGGACAUUCUGACCCUGUUUUCAACGCUCGACUAGAGGAAAGGUUGAAGAACGAUACCCGCACCACAAAGGAGAAGCUGAGUCAAUUGUGGAGCACAAUGCUGCGCCCAGGAACGGUCUUUGGUGCUGCCAGAGUGCUCAGGAAUAUCACCAUCUUGCAGAAAUCACAGGCUUGGUUUGAGGUCCUUAACUCGGCCACAUAUCGCGAGUGGGAGCACCUCGAGAUCUUGAAAAAAUUGUGGGACGGUCCGAUUGUUCUCAAGGGCAUUCAGACCGUCGAGGAUGCUCAUCGAGCGCUCGACUACGGCAUGGAUGGCAUUGUUGUGUCGAAUCAUGGCGGUCGUCAGGUCGAUGGGGCAAUUGCGUCGCUGGAUGCAUUGGCUGAGAUCGGUGCUGAUGAUCGCGUCAGGAAGUCGAAUCUGACCGUUCUCUUCGACAGUGGCAUUAGGACCGGCAGUGAUGUCUUGAAGGCUCUGGCCUUGGGUGCAAAGGCCGUCUUAAUCGGACGUCCCUUUAUGUAUGGCCUUGCUCUCGGUGGCCAGGCCGGUGUCGAACAUGUCUUCAAGUGUAUCCUUGCUGACACGGACAACAUGUUAGGCAACAUGGGGAAGAAGAGUAUCAGAGAUCUAAGCAGGUUUGACUUGCAGGAUACAUCGAAAGCUAAGCUGUGAAAAGUGACUAGGGAAUCAUGAGGAGAGUCGUGGUAUUGAAACAGACAUGGUACGUACCAUGGCAUAUCGCUGGUGAUGAUGCUGGUGCCAGUCACGGGGCUGGUCACGGGGUCCCCG
Messenger RNA from Exophiala mesophila, 1634 nucleotides. RefSeq lists its product as uncharacterized. Gene Ontology annotation, molecular function: FMN binding; oxidoreductase activity. The record is from RefSeq and is a predicted model, not a curated record. Lineage: Eukaryota; Fungi; Ascomycota; Eurotiomycetes; Chaetothyriales; Herpotrichiellaceae. The coding region runs from base 177 to 1517 and encodes 446 amino acids. The transcript has a single exon.